AUGUGCUUCAUAGGAAGAACCGGGGCAUCAUCUGCUGCAAGCUGGAUCUGGAGGAGGAUGCUGCGGCAAGUGAUACACAGAGGGCUGAAAUCUUCCUUCUACUGGCUUGGUUUGUUCGUGAGCAGGCAUCCGGUGUUCUUCCUCACCGUCCCCGCAGUCCUGACCAUCAUUUUCGGAUCCACGGUGCUGAGCCGGUUUAAGCCCGAGACGGACCUGGAGAUCCUGGUCGCCCCGACGCACAGCCUCGCGAAGAUCGAGCGGAGUCUCGCCAACAGCCUCUUCCCCAUCGACCAGUCGAAGCACAAGCUGUACUCGGACCUGCACACCCCCGGCAGAUAUGGCAGACUCAUCCUGCUGGCCAAAUCCGGGGGAAAUAUCCUGGAACUGGCCGAGCAGGUGCUCCAGGUGCACAAGAAGGUCCUGGAUAUGCGUGUCAAUUAUAAAGGCUUCAAUUACACUUUCGCGCAUCUCUGUGUCCUGAGCCACCGGGACAAGAGAUGCCUCCUGGAUGAUAUCAUCACCAUAUUCGAAGACAUUCGCUUAGCUGUUCUGUCCAACAGCACUUUUGCCAAGGUCCCCGUGAGCUAUCCGAAUACAACAUUAAAGGAUGGUCGAGUGUCCUUUAUUGGCCAUCAGCUGGGUGGCGUGGCCUUGCCUGCAAACAGCCGGGAUCAACAGGUCAAGUUUGCUCGCGCCAUCCAAAUCACCUACUACCUCCGCAACCUUGGGCCAGUGGUGCAGGACAUCAUUUCUGAGAAGUGGGAGAGUGAAUUCUGUAAGCUAGUGCACCAGCUGGCUACAGACAGCCAGGAACUACACAUCCAGUCACUUACGUCCUUCAGCUUAUGGCGGGACUUCCACAAGACAGGCGUGCUGGCCAAGAGCGAGGUACUGGUCAGCUUGGUGCUGGUGCUCCUGGCAGCCACCAUCUCCAGCUCUAUGCGGGACUGUUUGCGCGGGAAACCCUUCCUGGGCCUGUUGGGCGUCCUCACCAUCUGCAUCGCCAACGUGACGGCAGCUGGGAUUUUUUUCAUCUCUGAUGGGAAAUUUAACUCUACUCUGCUUGGGAUCCCCUUUUUUGCCAUGGGCCAUGGAACAAAAGGUGUGUUUGAGCUUCUGGCAGGCUGGAGAAGAACCAGAGAGAGUUUACCCUUCAAGGAGAGAGUGGCGGAUGCAUUCGCCGACGUGAUGGUGUGCUACACCAUGACUAGCUCGCUCUAUAUUAUCACCUUCGGCAUGGGUGCCAGCCCUUUCACCAACAUAGAAUCCGUGAAGGUUUUCUGCCAGAGCAUGUGUGUAGCAAUCUUGGUGAACUACUUCUACGUAUUCUCAUUCUACGGCUCCUGCCUGGUGUUUGCCGGGCAGCUGGAGCAAAAUCGCUAUCACAGCGUCUUCUGCUGCAAGAUCCCCUCGGUGGAGUAUCUGGACCGCCAGCCCACUUGGUUCAAGACCAUGAUGAGUGAUGGCCACGAUUUGUCAACGCACCACGACAGCAUACCGUACCAGAACCACUUCAUUCAACACUUCCUAAGGGAGCAUUACACAGAAUGGAUUACCAACACGUACGUCAAGCCAUUUGUGGUUAUCCUCUACCUGAUUUACGCCUCCUUUUCUUUCAUGGGAUGUUUACAAAUCAGCGACGGCUCUAACAUAAUUAAUCUGCUAGCUAGUAAUUCGCCCAGUGUGUCAUUCGCCCUGACCCAACAGAAAUACUUUAGCAACUACAGUCCAGUGAUCGGGUUUUACAUCUACGAACCCAUUGAGUAUUGGAACGCCACGGUACAGGAGCACCUCAAGACGCUGGGCCAGGGCUUUAAUAAGAUUUCAUGGAUCGAUAAUUACUUUCACUAUCUGAGGGUCGUGAAUGUCAGUGCGUCAACCAAAAGUGAUUUCAUCAACAUCCUCAAGACUUCUUUUCUGAGGAGCCCAGAAUAUCAACACUUUGUGGACGACAUCAUUUUCUCCAAAAACGGAGACGAGUACGACAUCAUUGCAUCCAAGAUGUACUUGGUGGCCAGGACGACUGAGAAGACCAGGGAGGAGGUCGUGGAGCUGCUAGAGAGACUUCGACCUCUCUCCCUCAUAAACAGCAUCAAGUUCAUCGUUUUCAAUCCGACGUUCGUGUUCAUGGACCGCUACAGUUCCUCCAUCAUCUCCCCCAUCCUAACGUCGGGUUUCAGCGUGCUCACAAUUCUCAUCCUCACCUUCUUCCUGGUCAUUAACCCACUGGGGAACUUCUGGUUGAUUUUGACUGUCACCUCCGUGGAACUGGGCGUCUUGGGUCUCAUGACGCUCUGGAAUGUAGACAUGGACAGCAUCUCAAUCCUGUGCCUUAUUUAUACUCUCAACUUUGCCAUGGAUCACUGUGCCCCCCACCUCUACACGUUCGUACUGGCCACUGAGCAUACGCGGACUCAGUGCAUCAAGAUCUCUUUAGAGGAGCAUGGGGCCGCCAUUUUGCAGAACACCUCGUGUUUUGUAAUUGGGAUAAUGCCUCUUCUCUUUGUGCCUUCUAACCUGACCUACACACUGUUCAAGUGCUCCCUUCUCACUGCAGGCUGCACAGUGCUGCACUGUUUCGUCAUCCUACCGGUGUUUUUGACAUUCUUUCCACCCUCUAAGAAGCGGCACAAGAAAAAGAAACGCGCCAAACGGAAAGAGCGGGAAAGAGAGAGGGAGCGGGAGAGGGAGAGAGAGGAAAUCGAGUGCAUCGAAGUCAGGGAAAACCCGGACCACGUGACCAAUGUUUGAUUGAAAGAUGUGUGUGAACGUAAGUGGUAAGAAAUCAGCUCCCGUACACUAGGGGGCGACAUCAGGCAGCACUUCACAGAUCCAGAGGUGGCCAAGUAUGGCACUCUCGCCCCUGGGGUGACCCUCACGACCCCAGCAAUCAACAACAGUGCUGUCCAGAGUUAAAAACCCCUUCUCACUCAUUUCUUGUGUACCCUUCAUCUAAAACAGUGUAUAACAUCUGCAGCUGCUAGCUGAUGUUAGCCGUUAAUGAAAGGUUUGCGAAGGAAGGUUGUCUGUAUACAUGAACUAAUACAAAAGACCUAAAAAGAAGGCCUCCAAAAAUGUUAUGAGCAUGAAUCUAAGCAGGUGGGUUCCUGCUUAUUUUCGAUCUCUAGGGGUAUCCUCGAGGGUAUUCAUAUAUGUUUUGUAAGAGCAGAUAUCACAACAAGUCCAUUUGCUCUUAUUUAGCACCAACACAAUUCUGUUUGAUCACUCUGUGUUUUUCUAAAUGUUAUGCACCUCACGUUCCUCCAGCCUUGUGCUUACAUAAUUAAUCGAGACCAACUCUGUUUAAAAAUAACUAUGUGAAAAAUAGUAGCGAAAGGAAGUAGCAAGUUUUCAGCGUCCAUCAAAUUAUGCAGCACUCUCCUACAAAUAACCCUUGGCAUGCAUUUAUCACAAAUGUCCUGUAGCAAAUCUAAUAGUGUGUUUGCAGUUUCUCUGGUAGCAGUUAUUUAGACAUAUUCACUGAGACUCCCCCAGAGAGGUCCCACCUUAUACCUGGAAAAUAUCCUCCAAGCAAACCAUUAAUGAUCAGUAGAAUGAAACAUUAAGAAUUGCAAAAGGGGGUUUUCUCCUUUAAAUGUUCAGUGAAAGUAGAUUUGUCAAAGCUGACAUUUUGCUGAAAUCCAGACUGUAAUUUGUCUUACUCUUCCGGGUAAAUAAACAGUGUCUGAAGGUGCAUUGUGUGGAGACCACCGACAUGAAUCACUAAAAUGUUUUGCAUAUAAUAUUAAACUGCAUAUGCCAUUUAAAAAAGGUUUUCCAGUACACCCAAGUGGCACAUUCAUGAGAAAAGAGACUUGUAGCAUGUCUUAAAGCUGCAUUGAUAUGAUCUGUUUGUGUACUUGCUUGUGUGUUUGUUUGUUUGUUUGUUACAAAACCACAAAUCUGGUCAUGCACCUGUUCAUGUAGCUAAACUGAGCAAUGACAAAGAUGAGAAAGGUUUCCUUUCUGUUGUAUUGUUAUUUUGCACAUUAGGCAGAUUCACUGACGGCUGUCGUCUAAAAAUAUACAGUAUGUGUCAAAUCACAAGAGUGGAUAUUGUUUUUGAGUGUAGCAUGUGUUUUGUCUGUAUUUGUGUGUUUUUGCGGAGAUGAGCAGUGCAGAUGGUAUACACUGUGCUUAUGUUGAAGACAUAUCUUGCACAAAUCAAUAUAUCACGGUACAUUCUGGUGGAAAUGAGUAUGUCUGUUAUGUUAGAAGUGUCAGUUCUCUUGUGCACAGGAAUAUUAGGCAUUGCACCAGGUGAUGUUGUGCAUUAGCAAAGUAGUCGAUCCAGACAGUUUUGAUCUGUGAGUUAUUUUAUGCAUCACAAUUACAUAUAGCACCAGUCAAACCUGUUGGUAGCUCUAAAGAUGCAACACAAAAGAUAAUAUGGAAAAUGUAAAAAAUAGAUAGUUUACCCAAAAAUAAUUUACUCACUCUCAUGUCAUUCCAACCAUAUGACUUUCUAUUGUCUGCAGAAUACAUGUUUCCAAGAUGUUUUUUGUCAAUACAAUGAGGUACAAAAUGGAACGAAAUGAGGUUGAGUAAAAAUUGACAGAAUUGACAGAAUCAUUGUUGGGUGAACUGCCCUUUUAAUGUGAAAGUUCUGAAAUGAACUGUUUAGAUGGAGGCAAAAAUCAGCAGCUCUUUGCUUUUUGCCGGUCUUACUCUCCCCACGCCUGCAUCCCGGAAACAUUUUGGCUAAUGUUCUAAUAAUCACAAAUUAAAAAUAUUUAGUAUAAAUAUUUCAUCAAACUCUGAUUGUCCUAAUCAGCAGUGUAUAGGUGUAAUCAAAGUAAUUAUAUCCUUAUCUCAUUCAGCAACAAACUGUUCUCAUGCUUGCCAUGUUUCCAUUGGUUCAGUUGUAGAUUCGAAUGGAUUCUAGGUCAGUCGUUGCAAUGUAUGCCUCAAAAUAGACUGCCUACCAAAAAAAGUUGAAUUUGAACCCAAAAAUGUUUUUUAGAAAUAUUGCUAGCUUUUGUCCUGCUGCGUAUACUGUAUUUAGUAAUUUCAUGAUCAUUGGACUGUUCGAAACGCAUGUGGUAGCCAGAGCCUUACUGAUCCAGUCAAACAGCUGGGUUCAUUGAGAGUCAUUCCAAAGGCAGAUGGCCUCUCACUGGGGAAGGUUUCGUUGACUAGAGUUUACUUGAGAGGUUGAGAUACAUAGACCAAAUGUUUGCUACAGAAAAGUCCAUUAGAAACAAUAAAAUGCUUCAUGUACAGUAAUAGUCUUAAUUUUUCAUUGACUGUUUAAAUGUGACAGGCUUUAGACACGUCAAGGCCACCAGUGUUUAGAUGCAACAUUCCAAACCCAGCAGAUUUCAUAAAUAUUAGUCAAUCAAACUUUUAUGUACUUUGUCUAAUAUCAGUGGCAUCCCCAUAUUUUGUAAGAGCUUAAUAAUUUGUGUUGGAAGAGGGCAUGAAAAUUAAAUCUAAGAAGACAAGAGAUGCAUAAUGAAAAUGAUGGAAAAAAAAAACAUACUUCCCAAAAUAACUGUGUAUGCAUGUAUUGUAUGUAUGCAUGUAUUUGGUUAGUGUGUGUAUUUUUCCCCCUGACUUUUGAGAGCUGUAGAUGCUGGAGUGGACACUUUUUUUUAAUGCAUACUUGAUACCAUCUUCAGAAAUUUGUGUUUUAUUUUUUUUCUGGUGUGCUUUAAGCCAGAAUGAAAAAUUAUGAAUUGUAAAAUAAAUGUAUAGAAUUUUCUAUUUUUUUUAAAGAAAUGAGAGGUGGAAUUUUUUUUAAGAUGAAGGUCAUCACGUUAUUAUAAAAAGCAAUAAAGAAAAAAAAAGGAAUAAAAUAAAUUCUAAACUCCUUAAGCCAGGAAUAACGUAUGAAAUGUUAUUUACAUCCUCACAGGUCAGUUCUUGCCACACUACACGGUUUGAUCUUUUGUUGUAACUUAAACUAGUAGUUUACAUGAAAAACCACAAUGUAAUUUUGCAGGACAUGACAUCACUCCCAGCUGAAUCCAUUUCUGUAUACAUUAGGUGGCAAAAACUGAAUCUUAAUUAGAAAUCUUAAUUAUAAUUCAAUGUGUAGACAUAGGUAUAGAGAGUUUGUAAAAUAAUUACUAAAUAUAUUAGAGCUAAUAAAAAUGCCAAAUAACUAUGUUGACAAUUCAGGACAAUUAAUUAAGUUCUAAUUAAAUAACCCAGCUGUGAAUGCUGGUCAUAUCAAAUUAAGGCUGUAUAAAUGAAAAUCUGCAUAUUGUUCCUUUUGUUGUGAUGCAUGUUCUUGGAUCAGACCAUAAAUCACUUAGUCGACAUUUUUAUUAUCUGCUUUAUUUAACUUCAAAGUGGCCCACAAAUCAAAGUCAACACAAAGUCACCACCGUUUUCAGUGAAACUACAGACUUCAGGCACGCAGCUAUGUAUUCUGAGGGCCAUAAAUCAAAUAUGCACUUUUGGGCUCAAAUCAUUUUGACAACAAGCAUGCCAUAUUAGAUUUCAUGAGCUAAGACUGUGAAUCAUUGCUAAAAAGAAUAAGUCAUUUUUAUUACAGGGGACUCAUUUUGCUGUACCCCAUUUUUUGCAAAUGCAAUGUCAGAGGUCAAUCAACAAACAGAUUCUUUUACCGUUUUACUGCUCUGUGAAGGAGGAAUAUAACUUGCUCAACAAUAAUAUUUAUAAUAUUUUAAACGCUCAUUAAAAAUCAGAUCAACUUCUAAUUAUAAAAAACAAACAAACAUUUUAACAGAUUUAAUUGAAUAUCCUUCAUAAACACCAUUUAUUACACUAGCGGUGAAUACUGUAUAUCACUGUUAUUAUGUUUUUAAAGGCCUGACCUAAUUAGUCAAUGUUUUGUCAUGGGAUUUGCUGUUUAGAAUGCAAAUAACAGUGUUUCUGUUGUGUAUAAUUUCAACUGUAUUUUACAUUGCCAAGGACAAAAACACCUUUUUAAUACAGAAAAACAUACAAUAUUGUGCAUUCAAGGUGACGAUAAAACGGAUAUCAAUCAGCUUUAUAGCAGACACCAGCGUGUACUAUUUUACAUGAUCAGGUCAUUAAUACAACAGAGCAAUAAUAAGACAAUAAGCGCAUACCUGCAUGUUGUUGUUUCCCCUCUCAUGCAAGGCUUUUUCAGACUCUGCCAAGGUCCAAAAUUAACACUUUUAUAAUUAAAUUCGGUGCAAUUCUGUAAUGUGAUCUUGAGCUUGGCAAAGGCACUAACUAUAUUAGUAUUCUUUCCCCCCUCUUAAACAGAAAAUGCAAGUAAUCUGGCUUUGAUGGCUUAAUAAAUCAGUUACUUCAACAAAGUACACAUAUUUCUCCUAUAUGUAUUUCUACUAAUUAUUGCCAUUUAAAAAAAAAAAAAAAAAAAAAAAUUAAACAUGGUAGUUUAUUUGUUAUGAUAUGCUCAUGCUGUUCUUAAAAAUAAAUAAUUUCAAAAAAAUUAAAAUAAAUGUAAAACACAAUUUCAUGACAGAUAACCCAUAUUUAGGACUGAUACAUUUGAUCAAUGCAUUGGCAAAUGUAACAAAAACUUAAUUUUGGAUCCUGGCCAUAGCAAUGAUAUAUGCUCAUCUGAAGUUUUCCAAGUCCAUGUUUUAGUCAGGUUACUCAAAACAAAUCGGCUAAAAUCAUAAAGCUAUAAAUAUAAAUCUUAGACAGUCUUAUGAUGUAGAAUGGUUUAAACAAGCUCUUCACUCUUGAGAACAUUGAUUUAGGUGAGGCUACUUAAUUUGUGACCUCAGUUCACAAAAUGAGCCCAAAACAUUCAUGUCUUGUGUUGCAUAAGCCAACAAAGAGAAGAUAAAGGCAGCUUCUGUAAAAUUUUCUCUAGCGAGCUAAAAGUUGUUCAACACUGUAUGAAGUCUACUGUUUUUUUUUUUUUUAGCAUAAGUGGGGAGGUUUUAAAAUAUAUAUUUUUUAGUUGUUUCUAAUUAGGAGUGACUUAUUGUCAGUGAUCUGAUUUGGUGUCUACUAUAAGGAAAUGAUACUUGCAGUGCAGGUUAACUGGUGUUUAAGAUAAUAUUCUGUUCAUGUUUUGUACCUUAAUUGGCAUUGAUUUAUUUUGCGUUGAAGCUAAUGGUUAUGAAGCACUCAUUGAAGAUGUGUGAUUGUUAUGCGAGUGCUCAUCAGCUUUGUUGAAACAAAAUUAGACAAGAAUUAGAAUGCCAUAGAUUGUGUCAUAUCAAAGCUUUUAAAAUGGUAGCUUUUGCAAUCAAAGACCCACAAGUUCAUAAAAUAUGAGACAGUUCAAUGUGCUAAAUAUAUUUCGGUCAUGACAACUCUCGGAAAGGAUAGUAAGAAGCUUUAUUGAUCAAAUUAAAAAAGCAUAGGUUUGGUCUUGGUAGACUAGAAAUGCUAUGCUGCUGCUGCUGCUGCUGCUGCUGCUGCUGCUGCUGCUGCUGCGAACCAAGUAAACUUGCUUUGGCUAAAUGCACGGAUCAUAAAUAAAAGGAAACAUGCUGCUGCUGCUGCUGCUGCUGCUGCUGCUGCUAGAGUGAGAAGAAGAUCCCCCCAUAGCAGAUCUAGGCAGGUGGUGCUGGGGAGGUGGUGGGCUAGUAGAGGAUGUGGCGAGCAUGGAAUGUGUCACACGGUUCUUAUAAUUAGGACCUGAUAGGCUGGGAAUGCAAUUUUGAAUGAACCAAUUGAGCGACGAUAGAGUUUCAUGGCUGAACUGCUAAUUUGAAUGUGAACAUUUGUUGUACGUAUUGCCAGCAGUGAAUCUUUAUAAACAACUUAUACAUAAUGUAAAAGGUAAUGUGAGUUUUCAGUGCUACAUCUAAUGCAAUUAGUACAUACCUAAACAGUAAAUAACAAUAAUGAGACUACCUACAUUUAAUUAGUAAAGAUUUAAAGGGUUUUUAACGGAUAAAAGGUAAUCUGUGAGGUUCAGUUCACUGUUGUCUAUUUAGUAUCUAUGUUAGUUCUGAAAAUGAAAAAAAUGUAUAUAAACACAUUCCUAAGUCACCCUUAAUACAAAGCAGUGAAUUAUUAGUAUGGACAAAAUUAACAGUUAGUCAGAACCAUUUAUGAGCCCAAAUAUGUGCAAUUAUGAAACAUAAUAGGGAUGUGCAAUGGUAUUACAGUAACACAGUAGUUUUAUUCCUUAGGAUCAACUCAAAGACACAAACUAAGUGAGAUCUUUAGGUAAAAUAGCAGUGUAAGAUUUUUAAACUGGCACUAAGAUGAACAACAUCACAUGAGAAAUUGUGUAUGCAAAGAUGCUCUCUAUGUCUUUUUUAUUAACACAUUAGACCUAAAGCAUGAAGGUUUAGUUCCUAUGCGUGUGUAUAACACUGUGAUGCUCAUACAAAGUUUACUUUUGUGAACAUGCUUGCAUUGGAUUGGGAGGGAAGCCAUUGGUGUGACGUAAACAGGACGCUUGAUUCUGAACCCAUGUCUAAAGAACAAAUCACAUCUGUAAUGAAACUGUGAUGCUCACAAUGGCUAAAAGCUAUAGACAAUGUCAUUGUUGUGUGGCCUAAAACUGCUGGUAUGUUAUUCCUAGUCUGUGUUCCUAAUCUGAAUUGUGUUCAUGUAGCCCCAUUUCCUCCUUUCUUAUUUCUCACCGCUUUGUUCUCAGCAGCUCUCAUCAGAGCUUAAUUCAAUGAACUGCCGCACAUGGGUUACAUAACCUAUCUGCAGUGAUUUUGUAUUCUUACUUACUUGAUUACUUCUGUGCUUUGUUCAAAGAGUGUGAAUAGCCCUGAAAACAGGCCCAAAGUGCAAGUCUCUCAUGCAGAUCAAAUCUUUUCAAACGGGCGAAAGAAAGAAGAGUGAGCGUGCCGCAAGAUUGAUGUCACAUGCGGAUACGAGUCUGUUUGUGCAGUUGUACACUUGUUGGGUGUCUUGAAAUGUUUGAGUUCACUGUGAAGUGGAUAUGUCAGACUUAAAAACAUGACGUUUUAGAUUCCAUUCUGAUGCAAUGAUUUGGUUUAUUCCUGUUCCAGAACGCACAACGGUAGAUGUGAACAUAGCGUUAAAUGAAUAUGUCUUCCAUUAAUAUGGUGUUCCGUUUGUGACACGCACCAGAACACGGUUUCAUUUGAGUUUCGUCACAAUUCAAGGUAGCCAGUAAUGUGAACUGAAUCGAUCAGCCAAAAAUAGAAACCAUAGUAAAGCGAUCAUUUAAAGGAAUGUCUUUAAGUCUGAAUUUAUAAGAUGUAUGCAUUUGAAUGCUCUAAAUAUUUUCGUUGUAAAAUAUUUUUACUGCCUGCUAAUGUUGAAGCUAUAAAUAUUAUGCUGAUGUACAUUUUUAUAUGGAAACAUGAAAAUAUGGAUUUUUUCAUUAAAGCCUUUGUCUAUGA
This is a messenger RNA of Carassius gibelio (silver crucian carp), 10256 nucleotides long. RefSeq names its product patched domain containing 4 (gene ptchd4). Gene Ontology annotation, cellular component: membrane. NCBI's taxonomy places the organism in Eukaryota, Metazoa, Chordata, Actinopteri, Cypriniformes, Cyprinidae. The transcript is spliced from 3 exons. The record is from RefSeq and is a predicted model, not a curated record. Bases 1 to 2751 code for a protein of 916 amino acids.